AUUAAAAAGAAGUUAAAAAAACUUUGAAAUUAAUACAAUAUUAUUUGAAAAACAAGAAAAUAUAGAGUAUUUUAGUAACGAAAUUUAAGACUUCAAUAUAAGAAUAUUGAAAAAAGGGAAAAAAAAAGAAUUAUAGAGAAAUCAAAAGAAAAUCUUGAUAUUUGUUUUAAAAAUUUGCAAAAAACAAAUUAUUAUGAUGAAAUCAUCAAUUAAACUAAAAGAUGAAAAUGAAAGAUUAGAAAAAACAGUAAGUUCUGAGGGUAAAUCGAUAAAUUCAAAGAAAUCAGCAUCAAUAUCACAGACAACAGAAGAAUGGUUAAAAAAAGCCCAAGAAUUACCAUUUUUUAUGAAAAAUUAUGAUAAAACAAAAGAUAAUGUAGCAAUAGAUGCAAUUACAGCUUUACAAUAUGAAGGAGAGCCUCUAGAAAUCGCAGAAAACUUUAAAUAUCAUGGAAACGAAUGUUAUAAAACUAAAAAAUAUCAAGAUGCUAUAGAAUAUUACACAAAAGCAUUAAAAACUAAGGCAGGAAAUGAGAUUGAAACAGCUUGUCUGUUAAGUAGAGCAGCAUGUCAUAUGGAACUCAAAAAUUAUCGUCAAGUGUUAAAUAAUUGCUAUGAAGUUUUAAAAAAGGAUCCAAACCAUACAAAAGCGUUAUAUCGUUCAGCAAAAGCUUGCUUUUUUUUGGAUAGGCUUGAUGAAUCUUUAAAUCAUAUCAAUCAUUGUUUAAAAACAAAUUAUAAUAAUGAUAUAUUUAAAUCACUUAAACAGAAAGUUCUUGAGCGCAAAAAAUAUUUAGAAAGAAAAUCCAAAGAAGCGUAUGAAAGAAAAAACAUCUCUUUUAUAAAAAAAACGACUCUUCAAAAAGCACUUAAGGAACGAGGAAUAAUAACAAAAUCAUCACAAAUUGAACCAGAUAUGGGCGAUAUUGAACUAUGCUUAUCAUCUCCUUUGGAUAUUACAUCAACUUUACUAUUCCCAGUGACUUUUUUAUAUCCUCUUGUUUUACAAUCAGAUUUCAUCACACAAGUAGCAGAAACUAGUACUAUCCAGGAACAAUUAGAUUUAGUAUUAGCUUCAAAACCUCAAUGGGACAAAAAUAAUGAAUAUUCACCCUCAAAUGUUGAAGUGUGUAUAGAAACAAAAAUAGGUGAAAUAAUUAAAGUUAAAAAAAACGCACAACUUCUUGAUGUUCUAGCAAACAAAGUUGAAGUACUAGAUGGAAUCGUUCGACUUUUAAUCCUACCAAAAAACAAAAUUGAUUUAUGGAUAAAUGAAUGGAAAACAAAACAAAAACCAUAACUAUCAGGUGAACAUAAUUUUAAAUUCAAUAAAAGAAGCAUAACUACUUUAUAAAUAUAUGCAAUAAUAAAGAAUAUUAAUAUGGAAAAAAU
Messenger RNA from Pneumocystis murina B123, 1392 nucleotides. RefSeq lists its product as hypothetical. The coding region runs from base 194 to 1300 and encodes 368 amino acids. Gene Ontology annotation, molecular function: Hsp90 protein binding. The record is from RefSeq and is a predicted model, not a curated record. NCBI's taxonomy places the organism in Eukaryota, Fungi, Ascomycota, Pneumocystomycetes, Pneumocystales, Pneumocystaceae. The transcript has 3 exons. Gene Ontology annotation, biological process: protein folding.